AUGAUCGAGGAGAGACAUACACUUUCUGCAGUGGCACGAGAUCAUGAAAUUCUAGUUUUUGGAGGUUAUAAUUGGCAAAUUCGAACAAUUUUAGACAUUUGUGAGGAAUUCCAACCUGCAACCAAUGCGUGGGUAGAGCAGCCCCCAAAGCCAACACCUAGGUAUGCCACAGGAGCAGCACAUAUCCCCGGUGUUGGUGGAUGGACAAAUACUGGAGAUGAAAGAACGCCUAUCAACAACGCAGAAAUCUUCUUGACAACUUCAUCGUCUCUUGCGCAUGCAGGCAGUUGA
This is a messenger RNA of Rodentolepis nana, 291 nucleotides long. The record is from the annotation of a GenBank genome assembly. NCBI's taxonomy places the organism in Eukaryota, Metazoa, Platyhelminthes, Cestoda, Cyclophyllidea, Hymenolepididae.